AUGAUCUCCGUCUGGCAUGAAGUGGCGUUUGGGGCAUGGCAAGCUUUCAGGACGGUCGUGCCGGAGCAGCAACACAGAAUACCCAUCUCAUUAAGCACAGGAAUAUACCCAAUUAUGUGCUAUAUUCCUUUCAUAUUCCUGGCCUACCUCGCAAGACGGCCAGAUACAUAUCUAAUGCGUGUCCUGCUCUUGCCGAGUGUCAUUACAUCGAUACUCGUGGCCGCCUACCGAUUUACUUGGGUCCCACCAGAGCUAAACGUGUACAACUGGGGUCAAUGUUGCCUUGCCGCAGUGGCGAUCGCCAAAGCCCUUGAGUUUGGAUUAACUAAGGAAGGCAUGCUGAAGGUUGGUGAAAGCCGACCCGGCGUACUGAAAGGCAAGGCCAAGCUCCUACCAAACGGCACCGCAAACGGGCACGUCCCAGAAGAAUCCGAACAAUCCUCUGGGCAUCCCCUCAUCGCUCCCUGGUUCUACGACGCCAUGGAACUCUCGCACACACUGCGCGGGCUGAAAUGGAAGUUCGGGCAGGGAAUGCAUAUCCCGAAGGAAACGCGGCCGCUCGAGCGCGACGCCUUCCUCCGGGCUACCCUCCUCUCCUUCAUCAAGAACUUCCUUAUGCUUGACUUCCAAGAGUCACUCAUCAAACUCUUCCCCGGUGUCGGCAGUCCUCUCGGUGGCAGCAUGUUCUACUCGUCGCUCUCCCUCCCCGCACGCUUCAUCGUAUCAACGACCGUCCACACCCUCACCGGCUCCGCGAUCCUCUCGGGCUUCAGCAUGGUGUACGAUCUCGUCACACUCAUCGCUGUUUUCUCGUUCGACUCAUCGCCGACGUCCUGGCCGCCGAUCAUGGAUAGGCCAUGGCUCUCGGACUCGAUGCACAUAUUCUGGGCGAGGGACUGGCACCAGCUCCUUCGACAGACAUUCCUCGUGUUCGGGGGUUACCCCGGCAAGUGGCUCGCGGGUGACCUCGGGAUGGUCUUUGGGACCUUCGUCGCGUCGGGGUUGUUCCAUGAAUGGACCAGUUCUGGUGCUGGAGCGGUUGUGGAGAAAAGUUACAGGCAGGAGGAUAGCCUAUGGUUAAUGGAUGGCACCGCCGUGGACUUGGUGGAGGAAUGGUAA
This is a messenger RNA of Cyclocybe aegerita, 1119 nucleotides long. NCBI's taxonomy places the organism in Eukaryota, Fungi, Basidiomycota, Agaricomycetes, Agaricales, Hemipholiotaceae. The record is from the annotation of a GenBank genome assembly.